Zea mays is the source of this 1249-nucleotide messenger RNA. RefSeq names its product putative RING zinc finger domain superfamily protein. NCBI's taxonomy places the organism in Eukaryota, Viridiplantae, Streptophyta, Magnoliopsida, Poales, Poaceae. The coding region runs from base 194 to 886 and encodes 230 amino acids. Gene Ontology annotation, cellular component: endoplasmic reticulum. The record is from RefSeq and is marked validated. Gene Ontology annotation, molecular function: ubiquitin protein ligase activity. Gene Ontology annotation, biological process: ubiquitin-dependent protein catabolic process. The transcript has 2 exons.
GGUCAGCAUCUCUGUCUUUUUCUUACCUCCAGGCUCCAGCGUGCGCGCUCUCUCCCCCUCUCCGUCGGCGACGACUACGCCGGGUCUUCUUCGGACCCAGGUCGUUGCCGCCUACGCCAGGUGCCCAAAUCUUCUUAGGGCCCUUCGCCGGCGACGAGCACACAAGCUUGGUUGACCCCCAACAAAUUGCAAAAUGUCAGCCAAUGUCGGUGAAUCAACCAGCGGUGGCAGCAGCAACGAUGCAGCUGGGGGGAGCUUUGAAUGUAACAUAUGCUUUGAGCUGCCUCAAGAGCCAAUAGUGACUCUUUGUGGCCACCUCUUCUGCUGGCCAUGCCUUUACCGGUGGCUGCACAUCCAUGCACAUUCGCCAGAGUGCCCAGUGUGCAAGGCUCUUGUGGAGGAAGACAAGCUUGUUCCCCUUUAUGGACGCGGCAAGGAUCGUGUUGACCCAAGGUCAAAGAACAUGCCCGAGGGUGAGAUUCCUCACCGCCCAACUGGUCAGAGGCCUGCCCCAGCCCCCCAGGCCGAUGCUAACAACAACUUUGCCAAUGCCAAUCCAAAUGCGAAUCCAUGGUUCAUGGGCACAGGAGUCCCUUUGGCUAAUGCGCGCUGGGGGAACUACGCAUUCUCAGCUGCUUUCGGGGGACUAUUCCCUAUGCUUAGCUUCCAAGUUCAUGGGUUUCCAGAUGCUGCUGCUUAUGCGCAGCCUGCUGGGUUCCACUAUGGGUAUGGCCAUGGGCAUGGAUUCCAUGGCGGCCAUAUGGGACACGCCCAUGGCGUCCACCGACAAGCACCAUUGGGGCAACAGCAGCAGGCAGAUAUCUACUUGAAGGCCCUGCUCUUCAUGAUUGGAAUUCUAGUGAUUGCAAGCCUCAUUGCGUUUUAAAAUUUGUUGGCAACGUCUACCAGGAGGCCUGCUCGUCACGGCUGGGACGUGGAAUUCUGGGAAUGCAAUCCUCCUGACAUGUCAGAGUCCGUUGAUAGCUUGACAUUUGUGAUGGCAUAUUGGCCCAUGAACCGCCAGAAUUUCAGUGUGUUUGUACUAUAGCUUGGCGCUGAAUGUUGCAUAAGUUAUUAUUCUGUUUGCAUGAAGUGUUCAUAGAAUAUGUAUUAAUGUCUAGAUAAGUACCUACGUUUCGUAACACCUUAUAUAGAGUACCAGGAGGAACAUGGUGAAAUCAUUACUGUCUAGUCUUGAUUUUUUUUAAAAAACAUUUUGGAGGUUAAUGUUAUGUGCAAUUAAAAAGGU